Lachancea lanzarotensis is the source of this 618-nucleotide messenger RNA. RefSeq names its product LALA0S08e01530g1_1 (gene COQ10). The record is from RefSeq and is a predicted model, not a curated record. Gene Ontology annotation, biological process: cellular respiration; ubiquinone biosynthetic process. Gene Ontology annotation, cellular component: mitochondrion. Gene Ontology annotation, molecular function: ubiquinone binding. The transcript has a single exon. NCBI's taxonomy places the organism in Eukaryota, Fungi, Ascomycota, Saccharomycetes, Saccharomycetales, Saccharomycetaceae. The coding region runs from base 1 to 618 and encodes 205 amino acids.
AUGAUAAAAAGCACCAGCAGAAUCUUUAGUUUGUCAAUUCAAAGAAGUCUCCAGCUUCACAAUCCAAGAGCGUUCACAAAUGCGGCCAGAAACUUGUCAGAACAGCAGAGAUUCUUGCUAGCCAGAACCAUAAAUGCACCAGCUGCCGAUGUCUACGACGUUGUUUCUAACAUAUCAGAUUAUAAAAAGUUCAUGAAAUACUGCACGGAAUCGGUCGUUACCAAAAAAGAUGAAGCAACAGGAAGGCCGACUCAGGCUGGGUUGACGGUCGGAUUUCUGCACUACGAUGAGAGCCUCGAGUGUGAAGUCCAAUGUGUGCAGGAAAAAAACGGCAAUUACACUGUGGUGGCCAAUUCAUUGACCCAUAGCUUGUUCAACGCAUUGCAAACACAUUGGUGCAUCAAACCGCACCCGUUGAGGCCCAGUGCUACAGAGGCAGUACUGUGCCUCGAGUUUCAAUUCAAAAGCAGUCUGUACAACAAUGUGGCAUCCAUUUUCGGGAAAAGCGCCGCGGAACAUGUCAUGAAGUCGUUCGAAAAACGAAUCUUCAGCUUGAAGCGACAGAAUGCCAAAAACAAAGCUGGUGAUACUGCGGAAAGAGCAACCCUCAAAAAUUGA